Blumeria graminis f. sp. triticale is the source of this 1176-nucleotide messenger RNA. NCBI's taxonomy places the organism in Eukaryota, Fungi, Ascomycota, Leotiomycetes, Helotiales, Erysiphaceae. The record is from the annotation of a GenBank genome assembly.
AUGUUAUCAGCCGACCAAAAUCUACGAAGACGCAAGCCUAAGUCACAAACUAUUGAUUUUCCAGCUGGUAUACAAGAUGUCAUCGCUGAUGAGUCCUAUCAGUAUUAUUGGCAGCCAUAUCCUAAGAAUCUCUGGGAGCGUAUCCCCUGGGUAGUUGACCUUGUCACCAACUUAAAAGGUGUUGGCUGGAACUGGGCUAUUUCAUCUCUACCACCAUUCCCGCCAGAGGUACUAAAAAGCCUAGGAGAGCCCAUUCCUGAAGAAUCUUAUACUGGCGUUUCUUCCGUUGGAGUGAAGGCAUUUCGCUCCCGCGGCCAACUUCUCCGUUCACAAAUACCGCGGAUUCUCGUUGUUUUUCUAGCACUGGAGACGAUCAUUUUAUUAAUGAUGAAAGACCCAUUUUUCAAGUUUGGGGUUACUACAUUUGCUCUACCAUCAUAUCUACAAUUGUUACCUCUUAGUAUACUGAGGCUUUAUCGUCAAAUUCUAGAGUUUUGUGCAAUAACCUUAUCACUUUACAUAAACUCUGCUAUACCAGCAGUAGUUAUCUCAGGUAUAUUUGGGCCAAGAAUCUUUGGCCUGAGCGCCGAACCAUGGUACUGGCCUAGUUUUUGGGGGUCCUUCUCGAAUGUACUUGAAAGGGGACUAGAUGGUUUUUGGGGAGGCUUCUGGCACCAGUCAUUUCGAAUAGUAUUUACUACACCUACGAGGUACCUUAUCAAGAAUGACUACCUUAAGCCUCAUUCUUCUGCAGCUAUGUUAUGCUCUCUUAUGGUAGCCUUUUGCCUAUCUGCACUCAUGCAUUGGGCAGGAUGCAUAGUUUUUUUUAUUAACACUAAUGCCGUUCGUAUGGCUUUAUUCUUCAUAAUCCAACCCAUGGGAAUUUUGAUUCAAAAAGCUCUAUGUGCGACCGUUCAGCCUUACCUCAAUAAGAUACCCCAGGACAUACGUUAUGCUGGCAAUUUUCUUUAUGUUCUUGUCUGGCUAUUCUUAACAAGCAAUUUAUUUAUUGAGGAGCUAGUCCGCGGUGGGACUUGUUUAUUACCGGCAUUUCCUAUCAGCAUCAUGCAAGGUCUCGGUAUUUCUGAGACAGGUUCGGGAUGGUGGUCAUGGCCUCAGCUAUAUAUUAGGUGGCAUACUGGAGACAAAUGGUGGACAAGUGGUCUUACUAUUUAG